Molecule: messenger RNA, 780 nt
Organism: Dictyostelium purpureum
Lineage: Eukaryota; Evosea; Eumycetozoa; Dictyosteliales; Dictyosteliaceae
Exons: 2
Biological process (GO): mitotic cell cycle; positive regulation of transcription by RNA polymerase II
Cellular component (GO): nucleus
Molecular function (GO): RNA polymerase II cis-regulatory region sequence-specific DNA binding; DNA-binding transcription factor activity, RNA polymerase II-specific
Source: RefSeq, a predicted model, not a curated record
AUGGAAGUUAAAAUUAAUUGCGCACAAUGUAAUAGAUCUGUUGAUACAAAUGAAUUAAAUUGUUGCAAUCAUUGUGGUUCAAGUUUUCAUCAUAAUUGUGUUUCAAUUCAAGGUACAAACCACUGGGUUUGUCAUAGUUGUAAUCAAUAUCAUUCAUCAUAUAGCACUAUUAAUACUCAACAAUGGAUUCAACAAUUACAACAACCAAAUGAUUUGUCAACCCAACAACAACCAAUCCAACAAGAUCAAGCUUCUUCACCAGUCCAACCAACUCAACCAAUCCAACAACAAGUUUCUUCACCAUUAAUAAAGAAUGAAUCAGAUAGUGAGUCAGAUAGUGAUGAUACCGAAGAAGAUGAAGAAGAUGAGCAAUCAAAUCAAUCGAACAGUGAAUCAACUUCAAUUACAUCUAAAAAGGUAAAAAAAACUUCAUCAGCAUCUGCCCUAUCAAAUGAAACCAAAGCUAAAGGCCAUUGGACCAAAGAAGAAGAUGAACGUCUCAGACAACUUGUUGAUCUCUAUGGUACUAAAAGAUGGAAGUAUAUCGCUUCACUUUUAUGCCUCCGUAACGGUAGACAAUGCAGAGAAAGAUGGUCAAAUCAAUUAGAUCCAACCAUUAAGAGAGAUGCAUGGACUUUGGAAGAAGAUAAAAUUAUACUUGAAGCUCAUGCCAAGUUUGGUAACAAAUGGGCCGAAAUUUCUAAACUUGUCCCAGGUAGAACCAAUUGUGCCAUAAAGAACCAUUGGAACUCAACAAUGAAAAGAAAAUUGAGUAAAAAG